Molecule: messenger RNA, 861 nt
Organism: Naegleria gruberi
Lineage: Eukaryota; Heterolobosea; Eutetramitea; Acrasida; Naegleriidae
Exons: 1
Coding region: 1-861 (286 amino acids)
Biological process (GO): nucleocytoplasmic transport; activation of GTPase activity
Cellular component (GO): perinuclear region of cytoplasm; cytosol; nucleus
Molecular function (GO): small GTPase binding; GTPase activator activity
Source: RefSeq, a predicted model, not a curated record
AUGAGCCAGUUGACUGAACUUUCUCUUGAAUGUAACCAACUCGGUGAUGAAAGUGCUCAUAAAAUAAGUCAAUUUAAACAAUUAACUUCAUUAGGAGUUGAAAAUAAUGAAAUUGGUCCAACUGGUGCCAAAUCUAUUAGUACAAUGAAACAGUUGACCAGUCUCAAUAUUAAAAAUAACAGUGUUGGUGUAGAGGGAGCUCAUUCUAUUAGCAACAUGACAAGACUAACCCACCUUGAUAUCAGUCUUAAUAAUAUAGGAGAUGAAGGAGCCAAAAUUAUAUGUCAGUUGAAACAAUUAACCAACCUCAAUAUUUCGUAUAAUCAAAUCACAUCUAAUGGAAUGAUUCCAUUUAAAGAAAUGAAACAAUUGAUAAUUCUUAAUGUAGGUUCCAACAGGAUUGGAAAUGAAGGAAUCGAGAAUAUAAGUGGAUUGAGUCAAUUAACUGAACUUGAUAUUGGUGGUUGCGAUUUUGGAAAUGAAGGAGCCAAGUCAAUUAGCCAAUUGACCAAUUUAACAUGUCUCUAUUGUUGCAGUAAUAAUAUUAGAGAAGAAGGAGCAAAAUCAAUAAGUCAAUUGGAAAAAGUCACAUGUCUCAACCUUUGUGUGAAUUAUUUACAUGCAGAUGGUGCCAAACACAUUAGCCAAAUGAAACAAUUAACUCACCUCUAUAUGGAUAGUAAUGAAAUUGGAGAUGAUGGUGCUGAAGACCUUUGUGGAUUGGAAAAUUUGAAAGUUCUUUCUAUUAGAGGAAAUAAUAUUUCGUAUGAUAUGGUCCAGGCAAUUCAUGAAUUGGGAAAAUUCACUGUUGAAAGUGAAGGAAAUUUAUUUGAUGAGACAGAAUAUGCAGAUGAAUAUUGA